AUGUACAUCGUCAGAUAUACAUAUACACAUAUAUAUACAUGUAUACAUUCGUGUGUAUAUCUAUGCACAUAUACAUAUGUAUAUAUAUAUAUAUAUGUAAUAUACAUAUUGGUGCUACUCUUUUAUGAGAAACCUGUAACGUUCUACAAGUUCGGACCUAAGAAGACGCAGUCAAUCGCCAUAGACGUUUCACUCAAUAAACUCAACAAGUGCAUCAAAGUGGCGUACAACAAGAUGACAACUCCAAAAUGGAAGGAUUUCAAGGGCCUACGUCUUCAUUGGAAGCAGCGAAUCAGACUAAAUAAUGUUAUAUGGCGAGCGUACUACAUUGAAUUUCGAAGACCAACCAAAAAAGCGAAGAAGAAAACUCCGUUUUGUUACUUUACUGUGCCGGAUGAUGAUACGACGCAUGCGAAGAUUGAAGGUAGUCUGUUGGAGGGCAUGCACUGGAAGCGGAGAAUUGAAGCAGUAUGUACACAGAACAAAAGGUGGAGACAUUAUAUGAAGAAAAAUAAGGGCUCAUCAUGGCACAGCGAGCGCUUCGAUCGCGAUUUGUACGAACGUCCUUCAAAGCAAGUGAAAAGUCAAAUUCCGGAAACUACAUCAACGGAUUAUAAUGACUUUGACGACCUCGAAAACGUCUUCACGGAUAGCUUAUUCGAGUCGUUGAACCAACCAUAUAUGUUUCCUUAUCCUAAAGAGUUUGUUCAAAGCGGAAAUGCUGACAUCAUGCAACCAGGUUUGCUCUCGUUGCAACCAAGCCUAGAAGAAAUCAUGGCCAGUCUUGGUAAGUGCGGCACAGCAACUUCUGUUUUUACUUUCCUGAUGCUUUCUAGUUUUCACUUUCCUGAUGCUUUCUGGUUUUCACUUUUUGUUUAUACAGCGCUCAGCUUCGCUGAACGUUUACCAAAUGAUUCUCAUAUUUCUUUGAUUCGUAUUUUCACUCUUCCACAGAUUACCAUGGGUUGUCAGCCAUCAACACCAGCACGUCCGUGGUGGCUGGAUAGUCCUUUGUCAGCUACAGCCCAAAGUCCUUUGACUGCUGUUGCACCGUCUAUUAAUGGAGGGAACGUAACUUCCUUAGGGCCUUCUACUCCACUUGGUAUUGGGACUGGUAUGUUUUUUGCUGUUGUGUGGUUUUCGCAUAACCAAAAGAUUUCUUUUAUCUUUUUUUCCUUGUUGCCUCAUUGCUCUGUCCGCGUGAGCUUGCAACUUUCAGAGUCAUAUGAUAAGUCGGAACCGAAGGAAGAACCAGUUCUGAUGAGUGCACCUUCCAGCGUCAAAUCUGGUAGAGGAUGCAGUCCCGAUUCAACUUUACACCCUGAAGAACGAAAACGCAUUCUCCAUCUUCACGCAGAACAAAAUCGUCGCAGUGCUCUUAAAGAUGGAUUUGACAUGCUGAUGGACAUGAUUCCUGACUUACAUUCCGGUGGUGUAAAACCUACGAAUGCAGUUGUGCUUGCCAAGGGAGCGGAAUAUAUUCGUCAUUUGACUGCCUUGAAGAAUGAACAGUCUUCCCAAAAAGUGGCACUAAUGGAGAAAAUUGUGAAGUUGAACCAGCGAAUUGAAGCACUGCAAUCAAACCUGCCAUCUUCAAGCGGUGUCUCAAGUACAAAGUUGGAGCCGCGAGCAGCACUUGAAGCGUUCUAUGAUCGCUAUACGAAGGAAAGCAGUCGGAAAGAUUAUCGAUUUUGGGUGGUAUGUUUCGUUUGUUCGAAUUACUAG
This is a messenger RNA of Angiostrongylus costaricensis, 1725 nucleotides long. The record is from the annotation of a GenBank genome assembly. Lineage: Eukaryota; Metazoa; Nematoda; Chromadorea; Rhabditida; Metastrongylidae.